Molecule: messenger RNA, 798 nt
Organism: Funneliformis mosseae
Lineage: Eukaryota; Fungi; Glomeromycota; Glomeromycetes; Glomerales; Glomeraceae
Source: the annotation of a GenBank genome assembly
ACAAAUAUUCCAACAGCUGGAAUACCCGAAGUAGUUUUACAAGAAGUUAGAUAUCGUGAAACGUGGGAUAGCUACUUUCAAGAAAAUGUACAAGAAGCAACAAGGCAAAGUUCACAUAAUGCUUUGAGUACUGAUUUAGAAAUUUUGAAAUCUGGAACAAAAGCAAGAUGGAAAGCAUUAGCAAUGCAACGUGACCUGACAUGCACCGUGUGUGCUACGCCCCUCACUGCUGGUGUUGGGGAAGAAGAGUUUCUGGUCUCUACAACACAUGCACCGGUAUUUGCUACGCCCCUCACUGCUGGUGUUGGGGAAGAAGAGUGUCUGAAAAGAAACUCCCUCUCAAAUAAUCUACCUAUUUUCGAUGAUGACAUUGAGGAUGAGGAUUCAUCUAUUGAGAAACUAACAUUCGAGCCACACAUUGCUAAAUUGCUAUUACCAUAUAGAAGAGUUCUCGAAGAAAUGCGAAAUCAUCAUAUAGAAGAAGAAUUGCAACGCGCUCGAAAUUUGUCUCUUAUGCUCAAAUGGUCUGUUGUGGAUCAUUCUCUGUUUAAGAGACCCAAAUUCUGUCCAAAUUUAUCCAGACCAGCUGUUAAUAUGAAUUUAUUGAAAUCCGUUCUUAUGGAAACUCAAAAUAGAAAUCUUCGACACGCAGUUAUAAUUGUAUAUAAUUUAAUUGCUAAAGAGAUUGUAGAUAAUGUAAACUCUGAAAUACGACAAUGGCUAGCAAGAUUAUUUGGAGUUCAUAAGAAUGAACACUGCGUCAUCGAUGUACAAACAGCAUUAACAGCCAUCACUUCU